CAAUUGACCCACGUGCACCGCCUCCGAGACGUUUAAUUCGCAUCGUGGUUCGACGAGCCGUGCGCUUCGUCUCGUUACGCCUUGCUUAAACACUUUCGCUUUCGCGCUCCGCGGAUCAUCUCGUGAUCCUAAUCCGCGUGAUUCCUAAUUGGACACUGUGUAAUCGCCGUUUUACGGCUAUUUACUUACCGAUGCCUUAUCUCUCCGAGGCGAGGAUCUUGCGUAUCUUGAUCGCGCGAGGGGGAGAUGAUCAGGAAAAUGGAACAGAAAAUGCUAAUGACAUGGAAGGAUCGGAACACUUCAUUGGUCUUUUGCUUUUUCCUCACGUUCGUUAUACUCACGUCGGCAUACGAUCCGGACGAUGAGUCCUUGAAGGAUAUCCUCUUACCGGAAGGUCAGUUUGAGGCGUUUUACCUGAAAGGUACGCAAGAAGAGGAGCAAAACGCCGUGAGACCGCCCCAUCUUCACGGGUCCUUUCAUCAAUACCGAAAUCCAGCACUGGUUGACGCGCCCAACAGCGCGGCAUACGGAUUUCGUUUCGACGGGAAACGCCGCUUCAACUUCAGUUGAAUUAACGCGAAUGAUUCAGAAAAAAGAAAAUACAACAAAAGAACACCUAAUGCUGACAGAAACAUGACUGACACUUUCAUCAGGAAUUGCGGUUAUCAUUGAAAUGUGAAGAUCGGGAAUACGUAGAUGCCUGGCAGUUAGCGGUUAGAGCGAUUUGCAUCGUUUUGUUUAGUCAAGCGUAUAAAUUGAAAGUGUUUAUGCAUAAGAAAAUUUCACUCGUAUCUUUUCCUCCGGAUAAAAAUCGUGAAUGUGGCAUGACAAUAACCAUUUUAAUAAUUUAACAACAAUUAUUUAUAUAGUUGCUGCGGUUUCAAGCGAAUUCCUUGAUUUGUAGAGAAAUAAAAUAUACGUUUUGCAUC
This is a messenger RNA of Vollenhovia emeryi, 929 nucleotides long. RefSeq lists its product as uncharacterized. The coding region runs from base 247 to 570 and encodes 107 amino acids. The transcript is spliced from 3 exons. The record is from RefSeq and is a predicted model, not a curated record. NCBI's taxonomy places the organism in Eukaryota, Metazoa, Arthropoda, Insecta, Hymenoptera, Formicidae.